Myripristis murdjan (pinecone soldierfish) is the source of this 2196-nucleotide messenger RNA. RefSeq names its product THO complex 1 (gene thoc1). Gene Ontology annotation, molecular function: protein binding. Lineage: Eukaryota; Metazoa; Chordata; Actinopteri; Holocentriformes; Holocentridae. The record is from RefSeq and is a predicted model, not a curated record. Bases 72 to 2036 code for a protein of 654 amino acids. The transcript has 21 exons. Gene Ontology annotation, biological process: mRNA export from nucleus; signal transduction. Gene Ontology annotation, cellular component: THO complex part of transcription export complex.
CUGAGUGAAAGGAGCUGAGGACACCGGAAGUAGUUGAGCUCAGUCUCCCGGGGUCACGCUGCUGUGCAAAGAUGUCGCCGUCCUUAUUUAAUUUUGUCGACGCUAAAGACAAAUUUACGGCUUCGGCCCGGAAUGCCCUGUGUGGGAAAACCAGCAAACCUCUGAUAAAUGCUUUCAACCAGAUCCCCGGGAAUGAGACGGAGAAGAAAACCACACUCGACCAGGCUUUGAGGGGUGUCCUCGGUGAUCAGAUUGUUGAGCAGAAGGCAAGCUGUGAUGACUACCUGUCUCUCAUCUACCUUAGCAUUGAUGCAGUCACAGAGGGUAUCUGCUCUGCCACAACUCCUUUCCUUCUGCUGGGAGAUGUGCUGGACUGUCUUCCUCUUGAUCAGUGUGACAGGAUAUUCUCUUUUGUUGAGGAAAAUGUCUCUACCUGGAAGUCGAACUCUUUUUACACGGCCGGGAAGAACUACUUGUUGAGGAUGUGCAACGAUCUCCUAAGAAGGCUGUCCAAAUCCCAGAAUACAGUAUUCUGUGGUCGGAUCCAGCUUUUCCUGGCUCGCCUCUUCCCUCUGUCUGAGAAAUCAGGUCUCAAUCUGCAGAGCCAGUUCAACCUGGACAACAUCACAGUAUUCAACAAAAAUGAACAAGAAAGCACUCUUGGACAGAAGCACAUAGAAGAAAAGGAAGAUGGUAUGGAGGUAGAAGAAGGAGAGAUGGGAGAAGAGGAUACACCUGCACCGUGUUCCAUUCCGAUCGACUACAACUUGUACAGGAAGUUUUGGACACUUCAGGACUACUUCAGAAACCCAGUGCAGUGUUACGAUAAAUUUUCUUGGAUGACAUUCCUUAAGUACUCAGAUGAGACCUUGGCAGUAUUCAAGAGCUACAAGCUGGAUGACAUGCAGGCCUCCAAGAGGAAGCUGGAGGAGCUCAGGACAUCUGGAGGAGAGCAUGUUUAUUUUGCUAAGUUCCUCACAAGUGAAAAGCUGAUGGACUUGCAGCUCAGCGACAGCAACUUCAGACGCCACAUCCUGCUGCAGUACCUCAUCCUCUUCCAGUACCUGAAGGGCCAAGUCAAGUUCAAAAGCUCCAGCUGUGUUCUGAAUGAUGACCAGACCACGUGGAUUGAAGAGACAACAAAACUGGUUUACCAGCUGCUGAGAGAGAUCCCUCCUGAUGGAGACAAGUUUGCCACCAUGGUUGAGCAUAUCCUCAACACAGAGGAGAACUGGAACGCUUGGAAAAAUGAAGGGUGUCCAAGCUUCGUGAAAGAGAGGACUAUAGAUGACAAACCCAAGAGGCCCACCCGGAAAAGACAAGCUCCAGAGGACUUCCUCGGAAAAGGCCCAGACCGCAAGAUCUUCAUGGGAAAUGACGAGCUGACCAGACUGUGGAACCUGAACCAGGACAACAUGGAGGCCUGCAAGUCAGACAGCAGGGAGUUCAUGCCGUCCCUGGACGAAUUCUUUGCCGAGGCCAUUGAACAGGCUGACCCAGCCAACAUGGUGGAGGAUGAGUACAAGGCUGUGCGGAAUUCAAACUACGGCUGGCGCGCUCUCAGGCUGCUGUCCAGGAGGAGCCCGCACUUCUUUCAGCCAACAAACCAGAAGUUCAAGAGCCUGGCAGACUACCUGGACAGCAUGGUUAGCAAACUGGCCAAAGAACUGCCGAAGGACAUCCCCUCUGAAGAGAUCAAGACAGGAGAGGAGGAUGAUGAUGAUAAUGGAGACAAUCUUCUCAAAGAGAGCAACGACAGUCCAAGCAUGCAGAGCAAACUGGUGACCAAUCAGCAGAUGGACGAUGUAGCAGUUAAACUGGGCGCUCAGUGGAAGACCCUGGCCGAGCAGCUGGAGAUGAAGGCUGCAGACUUGCGGGAGAUCGAGACGGAUAGUGAAGAGGUGGACAUGCAGGCCAAACUGCUGCUUGUAGCCUGGCAGGACAGAGAGGGGGCGCAGGCCACUGUGGAGAACCUGGUCACAGCCCUCAACGCUGCAGGGUUCUCCCAAAUCGCCGACAGCCUCAGUGAAGCAUAAAGUAGAUCGUCAGUCACCUAAAUGUUUUUAAUAUCACCUUGUGUCACCCCCCGUUUCAUCCCAAACACUUUUGAAACAGAAAAUUUUGUAUGUUGUACAGUUUGAAGCGCAGAUUGUUGUUUUUCACAGUAAAAAUUCAAUAAAGACUGUUUUUCUAACA